Messenger RNA from Pocillopora meandrina, 1212 nucleotides. Lineage: Eukaryota; Metazoa; Cnidaria; Anthozoa; Scleractinia; Pocilloporidae. The record is from the annotation of a GenBank genome assembly.
AUGAUCGGCUUUUAUACCAAGAGCAUCCCACUUGAAUUAAGAGCUUUGUGUUUGCAGCUGCAGCGACACGUUGAAAGUUUAUCGAAAAUGUGGCAUAGUGAGUUUACAACAAAUUGGCCCGGUAUGGUUCAGCAACAGAUGCUUCCAUCCAGUUACCUUGAAGACGACGACGACUCACACGUGAAAAGGCCAAUGAAUUCGUUCAUGAUCUGGGCAAAAAUUAUGAGAAGGAAGUUUGCUGAGGAGAACCCUAAACUACACAAUGCAGAGAUCAGCAAGCUGCUGGGCAAGGCGUGGAAUGAGCUGACCACGAAGGAAAAGCGGCCGUUUGUCGAGAAAGCAGAAAGGCUUCGAAUUCGUCACAUGAAAGAGCAUCCUAAUUACAGGUACACGCCAAAGAGGCGAUCGCAAGACAGACGGCCUGGUCAGCGAACAAACUCCACUUACAUGAACCCGAGCUUCAUCAGCAACAUUUCAAACGUUGUAAUGAACAGUCAGAUAUUUGGACUGCCUCCUACUCCAGAACUUAGUCCUAAAGACAGACAUUGUGCUUCCACUCCAUACAUGGACCAUGCAGGACAAUACUAUCCGACGGGAUAUGAAGAUUGGAACUACAAUACGUACAGGGAAUCGUUCGGCAAUCAUCGUGAUUACAAUGGUUAUCCUCCGACAAGAUUAGAAAGAGACCAAGGCAGACCUCAAUUUAACGGCCCUUCAACCUCUGACUAUCCUAAUCCACGAUUUAAAGGAGCCAUAUGUUUCACACAAGAUAGAGACACUUUUAGUUAUAAUGAUGAGACUAGGCCUGGCACAAGCUCAGAACAGAUGUUUCACCCAGAAAACGCAAGGAAAGACGUAACAUUUCCACCUUGCGCAUAUCAGUCCGGAAAGAUAAAAUCACCAGAGAAUUAUCAUUUUAAUGAACCUCGUUCAUCGAUUGUCAAAACUGUGGUACAUUCCGCAGGAAACGUUGGAUCUACGUUGGCCACAGGCGAACAGCAACAAUCUCAAAAAAUCGUCAGAAGAACACGCUUAAGUUCUUGUAGAUUUGCACAGCCUCAAACAGUAGAAAAUGACGACGAAGAAGAAGGUCAAGAUUAUUCUGGACGGAUGAGAGAAAACUCGGGGACAAUUCUAGAAAAUUUCACCGAACUUUUAAGCGAUGAUUUAGACAGAGAGGAAUUUAGUAUGUAUCUCGCCGAGGCGUACUGA